Molecule: messenger RNA, 630 nt
Organism: Oncorhynchus mykiss (rainbow trout)
Lineage: Eukaryota; Metazoa; Chordata; Actinopteri; Salmoniformes; Salmonidae
Source: RefSeq, a predicted model, not a curated record
UGGGGGUUGCAUUUUGGGGCGGCACGGAGAGGCCGAGCCUCCCGUCCAAUGGGCGGCGGAGGAGGCCUCCGCAACGGGCCAAUCAGGGCGGUGCGGAGAUGGUGACCAAUGAGCAGACGCCGCUGCCGGCUUUAUAAACUUCACAUAGGCAUUUUGAGGCUAUACUCCGACUGUGAAAGAAGGAAGCUAGCUAGCGCCAUGGCCAGAACCAAGCAAACCGCUCGCAAAUCCACCGGUGGCAAAGCACCCAGGAAGCAGCUCGCCACCAAGGCUGCGCGCAAGAGCGCCCCGGCCACCGGCGGCGUGAAGAAGCCUCACCGUUACAGGCCCGGCACCGUGGCUCUUAGAGAGAUCCGUCGUUACCAGAAGUCCACUGAGCUGCUGAUCCGCAAACUGCCUUUCCAGCGCCUGGUGCGAGAAAUUGCCCAGGACUUUAAGACCGACCUGCGCUUCCAGAGUUCCGCAGUGAUGGCCCUGCAGGAGGCAAGCGAGGCUUACCUGGUCGGCCUGUUCGAGGACACCAACCUGUGCGCCAUCCACGCCAAGAGGGUGACCAUCAUGCCCAAGGACAUCCAGCUGGCCCGUCGUAUUCGCGGAGAGCGCGCAUAAACGAUGACCUGAUCUCCAAAA